Tribolium castaneum (red flour beetle) is the source of this 5369-nucleotide messenger RNA. RefSeq names its product Dopamine 1-like receptor 1 (gene Dop1R1). Gene Ontology annotation, molecular function: G protein-coupled receptor activity. The transcript has 5 exons. Bases 381 to 1568 code for a protein of 395 amino acids. Lineage: Eukaryota; Metazoa; Arthropoda; Insecta; Coleoptera; Tenebrionidae. The record is from RefSeq and is a predicted model, not a curated record. Gene Ontology annotation, biological process: G protein-coupled receptor signaling pathway. Gene Ontology annotation, cellular component: plasma membrane.
UUUAAACCCGUCUCGUCCGUGCGAGCGUACACACGAAAUCAAACUAAGUGAUGAAUUUCUUUCCCGCAAAUUGUGUACAUUGGGUGUCGCGUCUUCCGCUGUUGACUUUUAAUUAUUCCCAGAUUAUCUCGGCUCAUGAGUGAGACCAGUGAAACCGUGUGGAAUGAGUGCUAACUCCCGUUGAUUGAAAUCGGCUCAGCAAUCGCCAUCGAACUGCAAGUUGGUUGCAAGUUUCCCGUCAUAAUUCCGCAUUAAUGUAUUCAUUGUGCGGCGCCGGGAUGCACAGCUUUCAGGAGUCGGUUGUGUCGGGGCGCAGAUAAGUAACCGUCAAUGAGACCGACCUGGAAAACGAAAUUCCUGAAAACCAGGAUCCGGUCACGAUGAUGUCGAUACUGGUAGUGGGAACGUUCCUGACUCUGCUCAUCUUCCUCUCCGUGGCCGGCAACAUCCUGGUGUGUGUGGCCAUCUACACCGACCGCGGUCUGCGGCGCAUCGGCAACCUCUUCUUGGCCUCGCUGGCCAUUGCCGACCUGUUCGUCGCCUCUUUGGUGAUGACCUUCGCCGGCGUGAACGACAUCCUCGGCUAUUGGAUAUUCGGUGCCCAAUUCUGCGACACGUGGGUAGCCUUCGACGUGAUGUGUUCGACAGCGAGCAUAUUAAACCUGUGCGCUAUAUCACUAGAUAGAUACAUUCACAUUAAAGACCCCCUGAGAUAUGGAAGGUGGGUGACAAGACGAGUGGCUUUAGGAACAAUAGCAACAAUAUGGCUUCUGGCGGCGCUUAUAUCGUUCGUUCCCAUUUCGCUGGGCCUGCACCGGCCUCCGCAGCCCCUCGUCUACAACGCCGGGGGCCAAAACUAUCCGACGUGCGCUCUCGAUCUCACUCCAACCUACGCCGUCGUCUCGAGCUGCAUCUCGUUCUACGUUCCUUGCAUUGUCAUGAUCGGUAUUUACUGCCGGCUUUACUGCUACGCUCAAAAGCACGUGAAGAACAUCAGAGCCAUCACGCGCCCCAUCGACCUCCCCGAGAACAGCAACACGAAGAAAAGCAUGAAGCAGAAGAACAAAGCGCUCCACAUCCACCUGCACAACCACCACAGCUCCCCGUACCACGUGAGCGACCACAAGGCCGCCGUCACCGUGGGCAUAAUAAUGGGCGUGUUCCUCAUCUGCUGGGUGCCGUUCUUCUGCAUAAACAUCGUGGCGGCGUUCUGCAAGACGUGCAUCCCGGACAUCACCUUCAAGAUCCUCACCUGGCUCGGCUACUCCAACUCCGCGUUCAAUCCUAUCAUCUACUCGAUCUUCAACACCGAGUUUCGGGAGGCUUUCAAACGAAUCCUAACCGCCCAUUACCCGGCCUGGUGCAAAUGCGGCUACCAGUCCGUCUCGCUGAACACUAACGACAAGUUCGUCACGGAUUACGGCACGAAAACGGUGAUCGUGAACGCGAGAAGGAACGGCUCCUUCGGCGAGUUCUCCAGCGAGCACCUCAGCACCGAGUCCGUGCACCAGACGCGGGUCAACUCCACCGAGCGCGACCUCUUCGGCGAGGGCGUCAGCGCCAUUUGACAGGACUGCGACCAUCUGCAGGACACGAUGGUUUAACACGGCGCAGGAUGGUCUUCUCAAAAUGGCUGUGGAUUACUAAUUUCAUACGUAAAUUUACUGUACUGUCUCUCGCGGUGUCGUCUUCAUGGCUUAAGGCGGACGAUGGCUACUUCUAGUCUUAAAUGUGAUCGAGUCAUAUCAGUUUCAGUCGUCGUCAAGUAGCAAUACUUCAAUGAGGUUGUGAUAUGUUCUAGUCUCCAAACAGUUGUGGCACUAUUUGAUCGAGCUCGGCCAAAGAACAAAUAUUUACAUUAAAUCAACGCUCCGGAAAACUUUUAUUGAUCUAGCUCUUUUCCACUUUUCAUUGCCAAUAAAACAAUAAGUGAUUCCUUGCUUCCGUUGUCAAAUGAUUCGAAAUACGGUUGAAAAACUCUGUUGUUAUUUACUGAGCAAAAUGAGUUUCUCCACGCACACGUAUGAACACAAAAGCAACCACACGAUUUAUAUCGAUAUUUUCCUAAAUUUCCUAGAGACGCUUCCGUGCAGUUUCUCCCUCCUCGUAUGUUAACAAGAAAAAAAUCAUUAUAAUCGACUGCUAUUCGGCUAAUUUAAUUUUCUUUGUUAUAAUUCAACGAAUAUAAGAAAUCACAAGUCUACUGCUUGCAGUAAAAUGAAAAAAAUUUAGAAAAAACUGUGUUUGAAUUUGCAUUCGGAAAAACAAAAUCGCAAAAUUAGGUUUGGAGUUAUUAAAUUUUGUCUCCAAAACCAAACUCGAAGUUUACUAUUUUCGCCAAUUUCGUUCGAUUCAAGGCGUUUUUCUCAAAUACACUGAUUUGAAAAAAAUUGUCACAAGAGGAAAACCGCCUGAAUCAGAAUCGACCGCAAAAUUUUUCAACUUAAGAUAAUAUUAUUAGCUCAUUUUAAAGGCCAAUUAUUUUUGGAACGAUUCUCAAUCCAACUUUGAUGAUAAUUAAAUUUGUUGGGACUUUUUUGGAUAAGUGUUUGUAUGGUUUUUGUGGGUACAGUUCCCACUAUUUUAGAAAAUUUUAACUUGCCGAUGUAUUCGUAUAUUAGACAAAUCUCAACUUCCUGUUUUAAAUACGUAAUUAAAAUAAAACUGAUUACUUCAAUCGAAGUGAAACAGAAACUCGAUAGAAUAUUCGAAAACAAUCUUAAUUUUUUGUGAAAUUAUACACGUUAUUAUUAAUUUGCAAUCUAAUGUGAUAAUCCCAAGAAUUUAGAAAAUUAUCACUUAAAUAAUAAUGAAAAUAAUAAAUUUGAGGAUUUUUCGACUGUCGACCACGGAGCAAAAGUAUUCUAACAAAUGUUUGACCGUGAACGGUAUUCUUAAUUUAUAGUAAAAAAACAACACGUCCGCAGAUUUAACUUUCGUAUAAAAAAGCCGCCGAAAUUCGAAUUCAUCAGUUAACCAAAGGGGUAUAUGAUGCCACCGUUCAUUGCUUUAAUUCUUUAACAGUUAAAAAAUUAAUUGUUGAAUGGUACAGUACUACAAAUAUAUAAUCGUUUUCAAGACAUUUUUUUGAAAUCUUGAAAUCUUGAAAUUUGCGUUAUGCUCAAUUUUUUCAUAUAGGAAUUUACCAUAAAAACUAUUUUUUUAAAGACUUCAAUCCGAGAAUUACAACUACCUCAAUUAAAUUAAAUUUUUGACAAAAAAAGUGUGGCCAUUUGAGAAAAUAAAUUUUUACAACUUAGAAUCAAAGCAAAAUUGUAUUAUCAAAACAUGAGCACAUAUUCUUUACAGCAUUUUAUCUUUCACCAGAAACUGUAAUUUUCUAAAGACAAGUAUAAUUUAAGCAAAAAACUUGAUUCCAUAUUUUUUGUUCAACCUGUACACGGUCCGGCAACCAUAUCGCGAUCCAAAAGAAAAAAUUACACAUUCUCAAUUUUAAUUUUUUUUGUAAUAAAUAAAAAUCGUAGCAAUUUUGUGAGUUUUCGGACACUAACUGUUAAUUUAACAAUAAAGUUUUAACACUAAAGUCCGUUUGAUAGCUCUAUUAACAUUUAAGUCGUUGUUAAAAGUUAACAAAGUGAACAGACCAAUCAAACUACUUCAAUUUGGUCACAUCAGUUAAUCAUGCAUUUAAUUGCGAACUAAAUUAAUGACGGGUCUUAGAGCCGGUUUACAGAACAUUUUAAUUGCAAUCAAAUUUUAAUUCGGGAUUAACUUAACAUUUGUCAAUGCAUUUAAAUGACAACUUAAUUCGAAUUAGUUUAAUUCUAAACUAAAUCUUAAUUUCGCUUUCUGUAAACCAGCCCUUAGGAGUUGACAAGGGUUUAGAGCCCUUAGGGCCGGUUUACAAAAGCGUCAUUAAUUUAAUCCGCAAUUAAAUGCAUGUCCAAAUGGAACCAACUUGAUUGGUUCAUUCGCGUUGUUAACUUUUAACAACGAAUUAAAAUUUAAUGGCGCUUUUUAUAAACCGGUCCUAAGAGCCGGUUUACAGAACAUUUUAAUUAAAAUUAAAUUUUAAUCGUGCUUAACUUAGCAUUUGUCAGUGCAAUUUAAAUGGCAACUUAAUUCGAAUUAGUUACAUAAAUAAUUAAAUUAUUAAUAAAUUUAAUUAAAUAUUAUUUUAUUUUAUAAAUAAUAUUAUUAUAAUAUUAUUAUUAUAUAAUAUUAUUAUAUAUAUAUUAUAUAUUAUAUAUUAAUAUUAUUAUAUAAUAUUAUUAUUUUAUAAAUAAUAUUAUUUAAUUAAAUAUUAAUAAAUUUAAUUAAAUUAUUAUUUAAUAAUUAUAAAUUAUUAAAUAAUUUAUCGGUCUAUUUUAUUUAAACGCAAACUAGACGCGUGACUUAUUAGAAGAUGGUAUAAUUUGCCUAUAAAGGGAUCAUUUCGCAGUAUCCAUCCUUUUUGAAUUCAAAAUCGAAUUGGUAUCUUUUUCGCAUAUUUCGUAAACAAUUAUUUGAAGUGAAUACGCGUAGUUUAGAAUAAAAUUUAGAAUUUGACUUUUUAGUCCAAAAUUACUUUUUUAUUUCUUGUCUUUGUUUUGCUGUAAGUGAAAAAUUACCAAAAAUUUAGAGGAGAUACCUUUCUAAUGAACAGUUAGGUGUGUAAAAUGUAAAGAAUUUUUAUUUAAUUACAUGCACUAGGAUACAAAAAAUAUUCCAAAACGAGCAGAGAUCGAUUUUGAUUAGUUUUACCUUUUGCUUUGCUAUUAAUUUUACCUAAUUAUUUAUUAAAAAUGUUUAUUUCAAUGUAUUUCGUGACUCGUAAGUUUUAUUUCAUAAACAUUUGACUACGUAUUCUUCAAGUGGGCAACAUGUGGAUAAGUAUGAAGUAACAAAACCUCUAAAAAAUUCAUCCCCAUUUGUUUCCAAUUAAACGAGCAAAAGAGAAAAAUUAUGGAAGAAUUUGUUUCGUUUUAUCUGUUUUACUUCAACAUAAUUUGAUGGACGAUGUUGAGCGGAACUGAUGUAAAUUUCAUGCUUGUGUUCUUGAUAAUAACGGACUAAUUUGACUGUUUUCGAAUCAUUGGUGCAUCCUGCAGCUAAAUAUAUGAAUUAAAGUGUCCGAUUCAAAUGGUCUAUGACUGUUCGGACCCCCACAGCGGGACUUAACUGACAGGGUUUAAUUUAAAUAAAACAACAAGACAAUUUCUGCGAUUUAUUGAGUCGCCGGUUAGCAUAUCUGUAUAAAAAUGUGUAGAUUUCUGUAAAUAUCUAAAUCGAUGUGAACUUCUAUCCGAAAAUCUAUUGCAUAUAGAGAGAAGUGAAUGUUUUAUACCCUUUAUCGAUGUUAAACUAAUUGUUACUGUACAUACAUGAAUAAAAUAUAGGAGGAAAUAUAAUACUAAAUGAGAAACGAA